UGGAGAUCUGGACAGAGAGGAAGUGCUUCCAUCCUUCUUCUUGGAGAAGCUUUGCGUGCUAUGUUUCUAUCCAUCGAAGAAUAUUAUUCAUCUUGGAUACCGUCUAUUUUCUACAGCGUCCGUAUCAGAUCUACAGGUUAAAUAUGACUGAAUCUUGUGUGUACGCAAUGUUCCACUUCACACCAGUAUAGUAUGUUAAAAUAAAGAAAGCAUUCUGGUAGCUGUAACUACCGCCAAAAGUUAAAGUUGAGUCUGAAGUAAUAAAAACAAAUCAGGUACAUGGAGGACCGUUACUUCAAAGGUUACCUACGAGAUCCUGCUCGUUGUCAACUGUUACUGCAAGGACGUUUCGCUGGGUUUGUCAUGGCUGUUCCAUUCGUUCUAUGCUUCUCUCUGUUUGGAAUUUUCAAUCUCGUGGGAGGAACAGUGCUUACCAUCAUGUCCUGCAAGCCAAAAAUUUCCCCAAAAGGAAUGAUUUUUCUCCAAAAACUGUUCCAGAACACCAAAUUAGACUUUCAAAACCAGCUGGACCCGAUGCAGGUAGUUGGCAUCAUUCUUCUUCUCACGGGAUCCCUUCUAGUAGUUGUAGGAGUGACGCUGGGAAUAGUGGCUUGCAAGUCUGUUGAUGAGCGACACAGAAGACGCUGCAAAAGCACGAUGUCGUCAUCAGGAUUUCCGUUUUCAAGUACUACAGAACGAAGUAGUAGACGAGCAUCAUCGAUCACAUCCAGCGCUUUUCCAAAUAUCCGAGCCAUCAAGGGUGAUCGCAAGAGAUCUCACACAGAAACGAUAUCUCCCAUAAUGGAAGUCAAUAGCGAGGAAGAAAAUGUAGACAAUGAAGAAUACGGUGCUGGGCGCAGUUUUCUACACUCUAGAACCGAGCUACAUGACAUAUCCCCCACUCUAUCUACUCAAGAAAUUUGUAUAUCGCCAAAACAGACGCAUGUGCAGCGAUGGGAAACUAAAACAGGCUGUACUUCGGUACAGAUUGUUGCUGAAGUCCAGCAUAUACACCCAAAUGAAACUUUAAUGACUUCAAGAACUGAAAAAAGCUAAGAAACAACUUAAUUGUUAUUCAUUAUACUUUCCACUCAAUGGAGAAAUCAUAAAAAGAUGAAAACAAUUGAUAAUCAAAAUCCCUACUUCGGGGAAGAACAGUUCAUACUUUUACACCAACCCAUCUUUUUCCUUUCAACUGAAAUUAUAGAUCUGCAUACGUAUUGCAUGAUUCUUUUCCGAAACAUCUUGACUAGUUUUGGAAUCAAUUGACUCUGUUUUAGUAUUAAAGUUGUCUUGUGAUCUUGAGAAACUAAAUCUCUAUUUUUUUAAUACUUGAGAAGUAAGAUUUGUGUGUCUGAAGAACUGAUAAUGACUGACUCUUUGUAUUUUGAAUGGAAGAAAAAUCCAUUGAUAUAUAUCAAAAAACAUUCACCAACACUUGUAAAACUUUGAUAAUAAAAAUAAAGGUAUUAUUUAAAAAUA
Messenger RNA from Uloborus diversus, 1482 nucleotides. RefSeq lists its product as uncharacterized. Bases 280 to 1056 code for a protein of 258 amino acids. The record is from RefSeq and is a predicted model, not a curated record. NCBI's taxonomy places the organism in Eukaryota, Metazoa, Arthropoda, Arachnida, Araneae, Uloboridae. The transcript is spliced from 3 exons.